AUGUUCUUCAAAAUCAUUGCUGCCGCCGCGUCGGCCCUUGCUUGCCUGUCUGCUGCUGCUGCAGCUCCUGUCCACAGCCGCGCCUCGUCUUCGGCCGUGAUUGAAGGAAGCUACAUCGUCAGGCUGAAGGAGAAUGUUGCUACCGACACCCACAUGUCCUGGGUCAGAGGUAUCCACGCCAGAAGCAAUGGCAAGAAUGACCCUGCCGGCGUCGAGCGCGAGUACAACGGCCCGGCGUUCCGGGGCUAUGCCGGCCCGUGCACGGGAACCUAUGCCUACAUUGUUGACAGCGGCGUGAGCACGGCGCACUGGGAGUUCCGGGGAGACAGAGCAGCGAAUAGCGUCGUUCUGGCCGGUUUCGCCUGGGCCGUCAACGACAUCAUCUCCAAGAACAGGCAGGACAGGUCCGUCAUCAACCUUUCGCUCGGCGGCUCGUACUCGCAGGCGUGGGACGACGCCAUCGAGUCCGCCUUCUCCAACGGCGUGCUGAGCAUCGUGGCCGCGGGCAACGGCCAGGUCGACGCCCAAACAACGUCUCCUGCGUCGGCGCCCAACGCCGUUACCGUCGGCGCGGUGGGCAGGUACGGCACCGCCCUGGACCUGUUUGCGCCGGGCGACAACAUCUUGUCGGCGGGGAGCGGCAGCGACUCUGCCGUCAGGCUCGACUCCGGCACGUCCAUGGCCACGUCAUACGUGACCGGGCUGGCCCUCUACGCCAUGUCUGUCAACGGCGUCCGGGGGGCCAAGGCUGUCACCAGCCACCUUAUUAGCAACUCGGGCAAGAAUGUCAUUACGGGACCCCUGCGUUGCUCUCCAAAUCGCCUGGCGAACAACGGCAACACCAUUCAGCGCACGAUUGCGAGAUAG
Molecule: messenger RNA, 867 nt
Organism: Metarhizium album ARSEF 1941
Lineage: Eukaryota; Fungi; Ascomycota; Sordariomycetes; Hypocreales; Clavicipitaceae
Product: subtilisin-like protease PR1D
Exons: 2
Coding region: 1-867 (288 amino acids)
Biological process (GO): proteolysis
Molecular function (GO): serine-type endopeptidase activity
Source: RefSeq, a predicted model, not a curated record